Molecule: messenger RNA, 1347 nt
Organism: Daldinia childiae
Lineage: Eukaryota; Fungi; Ascomycota; Sordariomycetes; Xylariales; Hypoxylaceae
Product: putative glycosidase crf2
Exons: 3
Coding region: 1-1347 (448 amino acids)
Biological process (GO): carbohydrate metabolic process; fungal-type cell wall organization
Cellular component (GO): fungal-type cell wall
Molecular function (GO): hydrolase activity, hydrolyzing O-glycosyl compounds; glycosyltransferase activity; chitin binding
Source: RefSeq, a predicted model, not a curated record
AUGCUUCGAUCGAUACCGACCCUGGCUGUAGCCUUGCUGGGCGCGUCCACUGUACUCGCUCAAGAGUCUGCGCCUUCCUGUUCCCUCACUAAGAAGUGCCCAGAGGAAACUCCCUGCUGUUCUCAAUACGGCCAAUGCGGUGUUGGCGCGUACUGCCUCGGCGGAUGCGACCCGCGCAUGUCUUUUUCUCUCGAUUCCUGUGUCCCCGAGCCUGUGUGUCAGUCUAGGACGAUGAAGAUGGACAGCACCGAUCGCAUCGCUGACGCCUCAAAAUACCUUGGUGAUGCUUCCAAGGCUGAUUGGGUCGCUCAGGGCAAUCCUCUUUCCCACGGUGGCAAUGUGCUCUUGACUAUGCCGCCUCACUCCGCCGGAACUGUUCUCGCCUCAACUGUCUAUAUGUGGUACGGAAAUGUUAAGGCUAACAUAAAGACGUCAAAGGAUGCUGGUGUUGUUACAGCUUUCAUUCUGCUCAGUGAUGUGAAGGAUGAGAUCGAUUUUGAGUGGGUUGGUACCGAACUGGAUAUUGUCCAGACGAAUUACUACUUCCAGGGGAUACCCAAUUAUACCCAUUCUGGAAAUAUCACCGAUUCGUCCAUCAAAAACACCAAUACCGAAUGGCACACCUACGAGAUCAGGUGGACUCCAGAGAAGAUCGAGUGGCUUGUAGAUGAUAAGGUUGGUCGGACGUGGGAGAAGUCCAAGACCUGGAACUCCACUACAAACCAAUGGGAAUUCCCCCAGACACCAGCCCGAGUUCAACUUUCUAUCUGGCCUGGUGGUGACGAGAAGAACGCCAAGGGAACAGUUGACUGGGCCGGUGGAUAUAUCAACUGGGACAGUGACGCUAUCAAGAAGGACAAGUACUACUACGCUACCGUCGGUGAGGUUACAAUCGACUGCUAUAAGACGGACAAGGCGCCCGGCACCAACUCGGGCAAGAGCUACAUCUACAACGACGCCAAGGGUACUAAUGAUACCGUUGUAAACGGUGACUCUAACACCAUCUUGAAAUCGCUGCUGGGUACAGGCCUUGAUAUGGACAAGGACUAUCCCAAGGACUCGAGCACAUCAUCAGGCACACAAGAUGUCAUUCCCGGCCUAAGCGGUGGCGGGCCUGGUACUAAUGGACAGGCAGCAGGUGGGAGCAGUGGUGACUCGGGUAGCGGCUCGGGCAGCGGCGCUACUCCCGCUGGUAGCAGCCCUAAUGCCGUCUGCACGGACAGUUUCCAACAGGUCUGUGGUUCUAGUGGCGACGGCAACUCUAACCACGGUAUGCGGCCAGAGCGUACUUUCGGCGCUAGCGCGUUUGCCGCUCUAAUCGCCGUUGGUGCUAUGCUUUGGCUUUAA